Dermacentor silvarum is the source of this 474-nucleotide messenger RNA. RefSeq lists its product as uncharacterized. Lineage: Eukaryota; Metazoa; Arthropoda; Arachnida; Ixodida; Ixodidae. The record is from RefSeq and is a predicted model, not a curated record. The transcript has a single exon. Bases 1 to 474 code for a protein of 157 amino acids.
AUGGACCUUGGCGACCGCACGCCAUCUCAACUACUGCGCCACAUGCAGCGUCUUCUGGGAAGCGUUACAGAUCUCGACAGCACACUGCUGCGCGAGAUAUUUAUUCAGCGUCUCCCCAACAACGUGCGCGUGGCGCUUGCUACGGUGGCUGAAAAGGAUCUCGGCAAGAUAGCCGCCAUCGCCGACACCAUCAUGGCAGUAGCAAACCACUCCGCCUCCGUCGCUAACCUGCAAGUGGAGAGUGCUUCCGCCCCCUCUCCCAACGAAUUCCUCGAGCUUCCCGAAAAGAUCGCGCGCCUCACCGAAACAGUGGCAGAUUUGCAGGCACGCCCCUCGCGCCCUUUGGAGCGGUGCAGUGCACCGCCACAGCAGCCGCGACUCCGUUGGUGCUGGUACCACAGGAAACUUGGCGAUGCUGCGCGCAAAUGCGUUGAGCCCUGUGACUAUCCGGGAAACGUCAGAGGCCAGCAUUGA